This is a messenger RNA of Alosa sapidissima (American shad), 5295 nucleotides long. Its product is annotated as diacylglycerol kinase theta. The record is from RefSeq and is a predicted model, not a curated record. The transcript is spliced from 24 exons. Lineage: Eukaryota; Metazoa; Chordata; Actinopteri; Clupeiformes; Clupeidae. Gene Ontology annotation, molecular function: ATP-dependent diacylglycerol kinase activity. Bases 814 to 3585 code for a protein of 923 amino acids. Gene Ontology annotation, biological process: lipid phosphorylation; diacylglycerol metabolic process; intracellular signal transduction.
GAGCUGGGGCGUGCUCAGGAAUCUUUAACAGCUGCCCUCUCCUAUGUGUUCUGAGGGCGGGAUGAUGGAGUGACGACGACCAGACGGUUCCGUGUUCUACACCCAAUACGAAUUCACACAGCAAGCAAGGAAAUGAGAUUUCAAAAUGAUUCCACAUAAACAUUCUAAUGGCAUCGUUGAGGACAGGCGACGAUACGUGACUGCGGGUGGAAUAUAAUGUGCUUGCAGGCGGAAGUCGUGCGUGCAUGUGUUGUCGAAAAUCUCGCCAGCCUUUAAGAACAUGAAAACAAGAAGCACGUUUGAUGCCGAAGCGGUUGUAAAUCGUCGGUCUCCUCGUCAAUAGAGUUGGAUUCUACCAAAUAACUGUUUGAUCCGGUGACAUUGAGGACGCAAUUUUAAUACCAUUUUGUUUUAAUGGUCAUUUUGACUGUCCGUAAACAGCGCUUGGAGGCAAGCAACGGCGUUCAGAUUUUUUUCUUGAAGUAUUUCUGAAGUCGGUUUGUCAUGAAUCUUUUUUGUUUACGUUAAGUAGCCUAACCACGUCUCAGUUUCGACUAUUCUAACGUAGCCUAAUCAUAUGCAACUUUGUGGACAGAAUCGGCGGUCUUUGGAUAAAAUACAAAUCUAUCCCGAAGAGGGUGAACCAUGGCUGGUUAGAGAGCCAACUCUGAAGUUAGAAUGACUUGGCGUGUGAAUGGCGUGGUUUAACACAGCAUCCGCACAGGUCGUUGUUGCUGACAUCUGGAAGUACAGCUAUAUUUGCCUUUAUCAUAAACGCUUCUGUAAACUUCAGAAACAGCAGCUGUUUUCAUAAUGGCAGAUAGCGGUCGUGUCAAGCAAGUCAGUCCUAGUGGGAGCCCCCAUUCCGGGAGGAAAAAGACACAGCAGUCGCCGGGGUCUAGGACGAAAUACCAGGUCAACGCUCCAGGACACUGCUUUCGGAAAGUGACCCUCACCAAACCCACCUUCUGUCAUCACUGCAGUGACUUUAUCUGGGGACUGGUCGGGUUUCUCUGUGAAGUGUGUAACUUCAUGUCCCAUGAGAAGUGCCUGAAGCAUGUGAGGACGGUGUGUUCCUGUGUGACUCCCACACUUGUGCGGGUGCCGGUGGCCCACUGCUUCGGUCCGGCUGGUCAGAAGAAGCGUUUCUGUUGUGUUUGCCGAAAACAUCUGGAGGGCAGUAGUGCGUUGCGCUGUGAAGUGUGUGAGCUCCAUGUCCACAGUGACUGUGCUCCCUUCAGCUGCAGUGACUGUCGCCUCUGCCACCAGGAUGGCACUCAGGACUAUGAUACGCACCACCACCACUGGCGGGAGGGUAACAUGGCGUCAGGGUCUCGCUGUGAGGUGUGCAGGCGCACCUGCGGCUCUUCCGAUGUGCUGUCCGGCAUGCGGUGUGAGUGGUGCGGCAUCACGGCUCAUGCGUCCUGUUACGUAACCGUGCGGCUCGAGUGUGGCAUGGGGCGGCUCCACAACAUGAUCCUUCAACCGGGAUGCGUGCGCAUCUGCUCGAGGAACUUCAGCAAGAUGCACCUCUUCCGCAUCUCGGAGAACUCCCAGUGUGAGCUGGAUAACCUGGACGAUGUUGACUCUCCAACUCCCGUGGCAGCUAAAGACAACCAGUCCUCCACGCCCACCGACACAGGGAAGCAGACGCUGAAAGUGUUUGAUGGCGAUGACGCAGUGAAGCGCAACCAGAUCCGCUUGGUGUCCAUUCCACGAAUUACCAGGAAUGAGGAAGUUGUGGAGGCCGCAUUGAGGGCCUUCUACUUGCCAGACGAGCCCCAGGACUACGAGCUGCAGGUGCACGGCCAGCAACCUGCACUUCUCUCUGACGACAUCAUCAACCGCAACGGCACCCCCGACGACAAGUCCACCUUCAAGGACUACACGCCAGACUCCUGGUUGCUCCGGGCCAAACCGCGCGACUCUGACGUCCUGAAGAUCUACGCCGGCUGGCUCAAACUUGGCUACGUCUCCAUCACAGUUGGCCAUGAGAGCACAGUAGACCAGAUCAUUAAGGAAGUCUUAACCCAGCUGGGCAAGAAGGAUGAAAAUCAUGAGAACUUCAACCUUGUGGAGGUGUUUAUGAGCAGCAAACAAGUUCAAAGGCAGGUUCUGACUGGUCAGGAGCUUCUGCUGGGCAAACUGCAGGAGAUAAGGAAGGUCUCCCUGCGGCAGAUGAACCAGACGCGGUUCUACAUCGAGGAGAACCGGAACCGAGUGGUCCAGGUGAACCUGCUCCUGGGGGGACUGCCCGCACAGCUGUCCAAAGAGGAGUACGCAGAGCUUUUGCACAGACACCUGGAGAUCAAGAGUGGAAAGAAGGAUGGAGAUCACUUGGUCAACAUCACUCACGUUUACAGCACACAAGGCGCUGUGGCUCUUCAAAUCUCUUGUUUCUCCGAGGCCGAGAGGAUCUUCAUGCUGGCCAAAGACUCCUCUAUCGAUGGCAAGCAGCUCACCUCGCUGGUCAUCCCGCAAAUCAUGACAAGCGUGCUUCCUAAGGGUGGCUGUCCUCUGCUGGUCUAUGUAAACCCUAAGAGUGGAGGACUGAAGGGUAGGGAGAUACUCUACAAUUUCCGGAAGAUUCUGAACCCCCACCAAGUCUUUGAGCUGACCAAUGGAGGACCACUAGGAGGGUUGCACACGUUCAGAGAGGUGCCCCGCUUCCGUAUCCUGGUGUGUGGUGGCGACGGCACAGUGGGCUGGGUGCUCGGGGUCCUGGAGGCCAUACGCCACAAGCUGGUCUGCCCUGAACCCGCCAUCGGCAUCAUCCCCCUGGGCACGGGAAAUGACCUGGCCAGAGUGCUGCGCUGGGGGGCGGGCUACAGUGGCGAGGACCCCUACAGCAUCCUCCUCUCAUUGGACGAGGCGGAGGAAGUGGAGAUGGAUCGCUGGACCAUUCUCCUGGACGCUCAGGAGAUGACCGAGGACGGCAAAGAGAAUGGCUUCCUGGAGCCGCCCAAGAUCGUCCACAUGAAUAAUUACUUUGGCCUGGGCAUCGACGCCGAGCUCAGUCUGGACUUCCACCAUGCCCGCGAAGAGGAGCCAGGAAAGUUCAAUAGCAGGUUUCACAACAAGGGUGUAUACGUAAAGGUGGGCCUGCAAAAGCUGAGCCACACCCGCAACCUGCACAAAGACAUCAAGCUGCAGGUGGACAAACAGGACGUGGAGCUUCCCAACAUAGAAGGGCUCAUCUUCCUCAACAUCCCCAGCUGGGGCUCGGGGGCAGACCUGUGGGGCUCGGACAGCGACUCGCGCUACGGGAAGCCCCGCAUAGACGACGGCAUGCUGGAGGUGGUGGGGGUCACUGGCGUGGUCCACAUGGGUCAGGUACAGGGUGGACUGCGGUCAGGGAUCCGGAUUGCUCAGGGCGCCUAUAUCCGCAUCACUGUGACUAAGCCCAUCCCGGUGCAGGUGGAUGGGGAGCCGUGGAUCCAGUCUCCAGGGCAGAUCAUCAUUUCAGCCGCUGGGCCUAAGGUGCGGAUGCUACGGAAGUGCAAGAGCAAGCAGAAAAAACAGCCAUCUGGCAGCCAGAAGGAGGGGCGAUCGGAGAGCCCCGCGCCCAGUGAAGGGGGCCACUGAUGCCCCCAUUGCCACCACUACAUGCCCCCCCCCCCCCCCCCCCCAUCCCACUCUUCUCGACACCCAGCUCAUCGCGGAGGGGUCGUACACCACCAGUCCAGAGCUCUUCAUAACUAGGAGAAGAAGCUGAUGCCCUGAAGGAGAAAGGCCAGCGUGUCCUACAGGUCGUCUGAUUCUGUGGUGAUCUCUGUGUGGUGGUACAGGGGUUUUUAUGUUUUGUUUUUCAUGUUGUAGCCUGUGCAAAAAGUGCCACUUCAUGUCAUAUAUGGGGUGUCUUGUUUUAUCAUUGUAAUGUUUUAAGUGUGAAUUUCCCUCAAAUCCACACAGUCGGUAUGCAAGUUGUGCUUACUGUAUACAAGUUCUGCCUUUUGAAAUGAACGAGCUUUAGAGGCUUUAUGAUCCUCUGGAAUGCUUUUGAUUGCAAAUGACGCAAUAGGAUAGACUCCUGUGGAAUAGGCCUAUGAAACGCCUUCAAAGCUGUAAAAAAUAUGAGCAAUUUAAUUCACGUUCUUAACCGAUCAGGCCAUAUAUGUUUUAAUUCGCUAAUUUCGCUUUGUUUUCUUAAUUGAUUAACGUUGUAGUCUCACGUGCUGAUGUUUUUUUAGGCCUGUCUUGUAGUACAUUUCUAAUCACUAGAGUAAGCCCCUUCGGAAAGCUGUUUCUUCAAUACACACCAGUGUGAUGCCUUGGCCCCCUCCUGAUGCUCUGCAGUGAUUAUCUGUCAAUCACAGCCUCCCUGAUUCCUCACGCACAAACAAACAACAGAUCUUGAGUUGCUCCCCCUUUCAAGACUUUUUGCACCCAUGACUCAUGGCUUUUUGGCAUGGCUUUUAAGCCACCGCGUCUGUAUGCUGAAGCGACACCACUCCGUGUAAAUACCACCUACCGUACACCUCCCCUGCCGAUGAAAUGGCUUUUUUUGGCAAAUCACACGUCAUCACCUCGCUCCAGUGCUCCUCUCUCACGCGGCGCGGCCCCUCUAAUGGGUGUUUUAGCUAUCUUAAGGAACUCUGACUGCUGUAAUUAGCACUGUCAUGCGGCUUCGCAGGGCGCACCAUGACAUAGAACCUAUUCUCCUCCCUGUCUGCACACAGCUGCAGCGUAACCUUGAGAGAAGUUCUCCAAACACCACCCUGGUUUUAGAACCAGCACUAAAUGAUACUUGACAUUUCAGCUUUUCGUUGUAGAAGCCAGACCAGUGUUCCAUGCAGAAAUGACCUGUUAAAUGCUGAUGUUUUUGCUUGUGUUUGUUGUUGCCGUUUUGCUGUUGUCUCAUUAUAAAAAGUGUGCGAACUAGCCAUUCCAGCACUUUUUUUUCUCUCUCUGGUCAGCUACAGCUGAACAGGUUGGACCACGGCAGGUGUCUUAUUACUAUGCGGUCAGAGCGAUGAUCACGCAUGGUAGGUUGUGUCGGCUCAGCACUCGACUUAAUGCACAUGAAGAACAAACAGCUCCUUGGCGGCGGCAUUACACUGUAUAUCAUUUGGAAUCACAUGAAUGAUGUGAUUGUGUUUAUAAAGUUGCAUAGUAACUUUAAUGCACAAAAGCAUUUGAGGGUUCGGGUAUGUGUGUGUGUGUGUUUUGUAAAUAUAGAUACCGUAUACACAUGUUUUUAAAUGUACAGCAACUGAGUUAUCCAGGGCUUUACGUAAGGGAUAACGGCCGCCGAGAUCCUGUUAUACGGAAUUAAUGGACGAGGGCGAGGGGCUA